This is a messenger RNA of Nilaparvata lugens (brown planthopper), 8297 nucleotides long. Its product is annotated as disintegrin and metalloproteinase domain-containing protein 10. NCBI's taxonomy places the organism in Eukaryota, Metazoa, Arthropoda, Insecta, Hemiptera, Delphacidae. Bases 236 to 2707 code for a protein of 823 amino acids. Gene Ontology annotation, biological process: membrane protein ectodomain proteolysis; Notch signaling pathway. The transcript is spliced from 17 exons. The record is from RefSeq and is a predicted model, not a curated record. Gene Ontology annotation, cellular component: plasma membrane. Gene Ontology annotation, molecular function: metalloendopeptidase activity.
AUCUUCAGUAAGCUUAGUGAAGCUGUGAUGUGAUGUGGUGUUUGUCCAGUAGCAAGUAGUUUAAAAUGACGUGCGAGAGUAUUUCAAGUUGUGGCUAAUGAUAGCUAAUUGUUUGCUGAAUAGUGAGUGGUGUAGUGUUGAGAAAACCAUAUACCCUGUGCGUUUAAAAUGGUGCGGUUAUGAUGUGAGAUAGUAGUGAAUUAAUUUGUUUUAAAAAAGCCAGCGCCAAUAGCAAAUGGCUCUACUUGCUGGCGACUCACGGCAGUCAGUGAUUGUCGCAGUCAUUGUCCUCUCUCACCUGGUUGAAUUAACUCUGCCCACUCCGCUGCCUCCAUUUAAACAAGGUUUCGUGCUGAACGAAUUCAUCAAACACUGGGAGCCAGCCAAGUUCGAGACCAGUGAGACGCUCGCUCAACACCAUCGAUUCAGGCGCUCGGCCUCCGCCACAUCCGCCCUCCAGCAGCCACUUCGCAUCAAUUUCACCUCGCACCACAGAGACUUCCGACUACUGCUGUGGCCAGACAACGAUGUGUUCUGCGAUGACGUGGAGUUCGAGGAUGGCAAAGGCCGAGCCAUCCAUUUUGACAUCAGCAGAGCUUACCAUGGCACACUACAAGAUGAGGAUGACGCAGUUGUGAAGGGGGUGGUGACUAGUGACGGUCUGUUCGACGGCACGAUAUCGACGCGGCUGGACGACUACUUCGUGGAGCCGGUGUCGCGCUACCUGGACGCGUUCCCGGCCACGCCUGCCGCCUUCCACACGGUCGUCUACCGCGGCUCAGACGUGCGGUGGCCUGCCGCCACUAAAUGUGCCUCGCAGCGGCUGCAUCUCAGAAGAAAGAAGAAGAAACGCCGCCGGAGAUGGCUUGUACUGGAUGACGUGGAAGUGUCGUCAUCGGCCAAAACAGUGGUCAACAUCACAUCACCAGACACAGUUUACCAUUUAGCAAAUAGAACCUCGCUCCCAGAUCUACCACCUAGACACGACUCAACGCUUAAUAUAAGAAUAGUCAAGGUGGGUCCAAACUCGACGAUAAUCCGGUCGACGAAGACAACAGACCUGGUGCGACCGCCUCCAAAGAUCCUGGUAGGGACGGGCGACGAGGGCCUGGCCGAGGAUGACUGGCUGCUGACCCGGCAACAACAGCUGGUCUCCAAGCGGGCGGCUGUCGAUGAGCGCAAGACCACCUGCAUGCUCUACCUGCAGGCCGACCACCUCUUCUACCACAAGUACGGCACCGAAGAGGCCUGCAUCGAAGUCAUGACACGCCAUGUGCAGAGGGUCAACUCCAUCUACAAGGUCACAGAUUUCAAUCAAGAUGGCCGAUCAGACAACAUCAGCUUCAUGAUAAAAAGGAUAAAAGUUCACUCAUCCGAUGCUGUCGAAGAUCCCAAAUACCGCUUUCCUGGCAACUAUGGCGUGGAAAAGUUCCUAGAGCUGUUUUCUGAGGAGGACUACGAUGCAUUCUGUUUGGCCUACAUGUUCACGUACCGGGACUUCGAGAUGGGAACUUUGGGGCUGGCCUGGACUGGAGACUUGAAGAAUGCUGGUGGAGUUUGCGAAAAGAAUGGGCACUAUCGUGGUAGUAUGAAGAGCCUGAACACUGGUAUAGUGACCCUACUCAACUAUGGCAAACACGUUCCUCCGGCUGUGUCACAUGUCACGUUGGCACAUGAGAUUGGUCACAAUUUCGGCUCACCUCAUGAUCCUGAAAUUUGUACACCUGGAGGCGAGGAUGGUAAUUUCAUAAUGUUUGCAAGAGCCACGUCUGGAGACAAGAAGAAUAAUAACAAGUUUUCUCCGUGCAGUCUGAAUUCCAUCAAUCCUGUGCUCAAUGUGAAAGCGCGCAGCCCGAAAGGGUGCUUCACAGAGCCGCAAGCGGCGAUCUGCGGCAAUGGGGUGGUGGACCCGGGUGAACAGUGCGACUGCGGCUGGGAGGAGGAGUGUCGCGACGCCUGUUGCUACCCGCAGCGCCUCUACCCGCCACCCGACGAGGUGCCCUGUCGGCUCACACCCAACAGCAUGUGCAGUCCUUCUCAGGGACCAUGCUGCACAGCGACGUGUCAGCUGAAGUUCGGCGAGAGGUGCCGUGAUGACAACGGCUGCCGUGACUCCAGCUACUGCGACGGCAGGGGGCCGUACUGCCCCCCAUCCAUCAACAAACCCAACAAGACUGUCUGCAACGAGGAGUUCGUCUGUUUCAUGGGAGAAUGUACUGGAUCUAUUUGUCUUGCUUACGGAUUGGAGUCUUGCCAGUGCCUUCCGGGACCUAAUGAUCCUCCCACCAAAGCCUGUGAGCUGUGCUGCAAACUGCCUGGAGAAAAUCAGCCUUGUCUAUCGUCAUUUGCAUGGAAUAAUGUACCCUACGACAUACCAGACAUGUUUUCGAAACCAGGCACACCUUGCAAUGACUAUAACGGCUAUUGCGAUGUUUUCCAAAAAUGCAGAGAGGUUGAUCCAUCCGGACCUCUAGCCACUCUUCGCAAACUCCUGUUGUCUGAGGAAAGCAUAGCCUCGUUCCGUAAAUGGAUCACAGAAAGGUGGUACCUGCUCAUCCUCAUCCUAUUCUCCGUCCUCUUUUCUCUGUCUCUGCGUCAUUAUAUUAAGCACAAGGCUUUUGGGAAAAACGACCGAUGCAAAACUGCAGGGCAUGAAGAUAAUACACAGCUCAACAACCGAAACGGUGCGUCUGCCGCCGGAGACUGACGGCAACGGAGGAAAUGUGGUCAUCCAUCCAGUGGCGGUACGCAGCAAACUGCCGCUCAACCGGAGGGUGGACGAGGGGAAGAGGGGGAGACGACAGGGGGCAAAACGGGGGGAGGACGCCUCACCGCAGAGGAAAGCCGUCAAAAAGAACCAGGCGAUUGCCAAGGACAAGAAGAAGAACCGACAGGUGGCAAGGAAAGUGAUAGGCAAGAAGAAGAGUGGGGAAGUGAUUGAUUACAGCAGUGCCCAGAGUGCAGACAAGUCUCCUGAAGACGAUCCCUUGGGCAAAGUGCGUAACUGGUUGAUGAACUCGCAUAACCUAGCUGGUACACUAUCUAUCCGUAAAUCCAAAUCAUCACCAGCCGGCUUCUCACAACCUGCUCCCGCUCCCAAGCUCCACAAACCUAAAGAUGUGUCCGCCCCACCUAACCUAACCAAAGCAGUACCUGAAAACGCAGGCAAGCCUACUUCCACACCUCUAGAUGUUACCAGUGGUGCCCCAACUAAGAACAGUGACCCACAAGUCAAGUUGCAAGUAGUCUACAAGCCGCCAUUCAAGUUCAGUGUGAAACUGAGGAAGCCGUCUCAGGUGGCCACAACUGUUGUCAAGGAAAUCAAUUCGAAGGUUUGCCAGCGCCAACAGCAGCGAGCUGGAGUGGUGGUCGUCAAGGAGGAAAGGAGGAGAAACAACAAUCAGCGGGGGAAGAGUAAGGGAGGCGAGAAGAGUGGCGAAGGGGACGAGAAGAAUAAAUCUAAUGAGAAUGUUGUGAAUGGUAGGAGACAACAUGGCAAUGCUAAAAUUGCAGCUAGUCCUGAGAAAAAGAGUAAUGAUAAUGUGGCAGGUGUGUGUAGUAGUAGUAGUAGUGAUGUGAAACGACUGUCAAUGACAGAACAAGGUGGCAAUGAUUUUGUUGUGGCUGAAGAUGAACAAAAGAAGAAGAAACAGUCUAGGACGAAGACAAAAGACACGGAUACUGUGAUGUUAAUUCCAGCACAAGAGGCCGCUCGAGACGAACCCAUCUACCAGAACACUAAUGCUGUGAAAAGUGAUGAGGUUGAUUUGGGCAAGAUGGAGGGGGUGUGUAAGACAGACAAAAACGUCGAUCUUCUCCGAAUGACGUCAGUGGAGUGUAAGAACCAGUCACAACACCCCGUGAUCAAGCCCGAGGAUUGCAAGGAUGUAAGUCGUAUGAGCAGGAGUCAGUCACAGCAGAGCCGGUCCAAAGUGGCGGCCAAUGAGAGAGGUAAGCGGCCCAAGAGAGAGCAUUCCAGAGAGAAAAGCUCGUCGCGUUUGAAUAAGCCUGAUCUGAUGCGUUUUCCCUCCAUGGAACCAUCCGUUCCUCAGCCUUCGUCCACAAACGAUGUUCCCAAGGUUAAAACGAAAAUACCGUCGAAAAGCGUCGCUAGAAAUCGGACAUCGUUCACAGAAGACGACGCCACUCUGGCGGCAGACGGCCUGCUUCACACUGUACCUUCUGAUCUCGAGGUGCUACUCUCCGAAAGCGAGUACUUAUUCUCCGACGCGUGACGAACGCUUCUCUGUCUCAUUCUCUCGCUCUCAAUCGCCAAAACAUAUUCGGUUUCUUUUCUGACUGAUUUUUUACUAAUAAUUGUUAUUUACUUUAGGUGAUCGUUCCGGUGAUUAUUAGUGCAUUAACGAGUGCUAUUCCAAUUUUUUAACCUAGUAUUAUUAAUGAUAUUAACUUUAUUUGCUCACAAGUAUAGUUCUGAUUCUGUUUUAAAUCUCAAAGUCGAAGAAAUGUCUGAACUGGAACCACAUUGCCUUGGUGGCUGUCUGUAAUAAUCAUUGAUCAAAUCUUGAACACUAUAUAGAUUAGAUUGCAUGAGGUAACAUUGAUGUUAGCUCUGCAUUGGCGAUGUAUUUCCAAGUCAGGGCAUGAAGGAAGUAUAUUAUGAAUGGUCCAUACUAGUAUCAUCAUAUCUCUACGCUCUGUACUAUAUCCUAAAUAAACUUAACAACUUCUAAGACUGAACAUAUGAACAAGUUUUCUCCAUCACAGCACCUCAUUUGACUCAUUUUAGCAAAGAAUGUCCUGUCAUCACCAAGAGAAUGAUCUUCAAGUUUUGAAGAUACCCGAUUUUCCCCGAUUGAAAUGAAAGUAAGUUUUUGAAUUGAAUAAAAGUGAAGAGAUAUUCACAAAAUUGUAAAUUUCUGAAUCGAUUCAAACAGAAUUGAUAAUAGAAAAAAUACUUAUGAGUACUCAAUAGUAUUAUGAAUUUAUCUACAGAUACAGCAGAAAACAGAGAAAUGAUUAUUAAUUGAAGAAUUGAUUGACUUAUACCUCUGUAUGGCCUUUCCAAUGACUCUACUUGCUUACACUGAUAUUGCAUCUAAGGAUUAGGGAAAAUUGUGACAAUUUGACAAAUCUCUUGAAUUUAAUCACAACUUCCACAUCAUCCGUCCACUUUCAAGAUUCCUUCUUUUUACUUUAUUGGUAGCUUCAAUACUGUAACUCAAUACAGUAAUAAGAAACCGCCUCUUAUCAACGAUUUGAUCAUUCGCUAAUAUUUUUCAACUGUGAUGAUUUUCCUCUUCAUUCAAUAAUUUAAUAAUCUCAAACGCUUUGGUAUUCUUAUUGUUUACCUUCUUCAGAUUAAGCUACAUUCCAUUUUUAUUCUUGUACCUACCUGAUUCAACCAGGUAAUUGUCCUAUCUAUGUACUUCUACAUUCCAUUUAUUUAAAAAAAAUAGAUUUCUUGUUUAUUUUAUCUGCUGGUUCAUUCUCAUUUUAUAGUUAUUCAUUUAGGCUUUGAUUACAUUUUAGCAUUUGUAAUAUGUAAGACAGAUUCAUCUAAACUAACAAUAAUUUCUUAUUGUAAAAACUUCAGCGAGGCUGAAGAAAAAACAUAUUUUAUAAUGUGUGAUCGAUUACUGUACUUACAUUGAUAUUAUUAUAGUAAUUAUUCUAUCGAAAAACGAUUCGUACAUAUAUUAACGUUCCAUAUUUUUUGGCAUUCGUAUUCAGUAAUGCCGAUUAUGUUGAACUUACAUGUGAGUAUGAAAUGAUAUGUACAUAUUUGAUAAAUCUUAUUAUUUUUGCUUGUAUGAUUCGAUCAUUGUCCAGAUCGAAUAUCAAUGUUAUAAACACAUUCACAUGUACCUACUAAUGAAAUUCAUUAUUAACCCUUGAAUACAUUUCCAAAGCAAAAUCCUAUUUUCACAACCAUGUGAACUACCGCUAAGACAACGUCUGUCUUUAGAGUGCUCUCAUUUCGAGUCCAAGUUUCAAAAGUUGUAUGUCACAAGUUUUCAAAGCCAAAAACAUCAAUGGAACGACAGUUUGUGGGUGAUCUUGUCAUGAAUGAUUGUACAUUCUUCUAUAAAAUAUUUGUAUUUAUAUUCUGUUGUUUAACUAUGACAAAAUAUUCCAAUAACUCUUCAAUUAUUCAAUAAUUAUUCAGAAUCGAACGUCUGCUUCAUUUAUCCGAUAUUUCCCUCUUAUUUGAACAAUAUUUUAAUACUUGGAAUGAAGUCACCAGUACCGUGAAGAGUUUUUAUUAUUGUAAGCUGGUGAAAGUGUUGUGCGAAUGGUUAUUAAUAAUAAACAAGUCGUAUUUUCCAAUUAGAAUACUGAUAUAAUUGUCAAAAUUCCAUGUGACAUAAUUAUGUAAGUAUUAUAAAUAGUAUAAAUAUUUUCAAAAUAUCUUUUAUACAGAAUAUGUUGAUACUCAUGUUGACCAAAGUCUAAAUGUCAUAUUGAUCAAAGUGUAAAUGGAAUUUUGUGGGUUAUGAAUGGAUAUAUUUUCACUAUUAUUAUUGUAUAGUGCAGAUAUUAAAUUCAUGAACUGGCCGUAAUCAAUCUAAAGGGUGUACCUUUCCUAUUGGAUUGUAAAACAAUCAAAUCCAAAUAUGACUAGGGAUAAUUCAAUUUUUUUAAUAAUUCAAUUUAAAUAAUUUAUAUAGAAUUAUAUUCAGUUCCCCUUUAUUAAUUUUUUGAAGAAAAUUUAUGAAUAUACUCAACUAAGCAUUGAUUUCAUCAUCAUGUGAACUUUGGGGGUCGUAAACUAACUACAUCAAUCUCCAAAAUAUUGGAAGUAAAGAUCAACUCUAUUAACAAUAUUAUGGGGUUACUGGAUGGAAAAAUGUAAAUUUUGAAAUUUAUUUUACUCAUAACUCUAUAAAAUAUUUCCUCAUAUUUCACUCAAUAAUGCUUCACUGGUCGUUUAAUUGAAACUACAUCACAUGUGCUUAAAGCUACUCGUAGGCUACUGGGCAACUUCCGAUUCAUUCUAGAUUGCUUUUUUAUAUUAUGUUUUGCUGAAGAUAGGAAUAAAAUUGAUACUUUCUAUUCAUAUAUAAUAUUGUGUUCUACUGAAAAUAGGAAUAAAAUUCAAUUGAUUGAUCAAUAUUUAGAGUUACAUAUUUCUUGUGAUAGUGUUACAAAUGCAUCCAAUGUGCCAAAUACAACAGAAUAAUGAUACUAUUGAAGCUGGUAUUAAUAUUAACAUCUAGAAAAACCUUCAACAUGAAUAUCCUUUUUUGAAUUAAACUUCUCUUCUAUUUACUUGAAUUUAACUUACUUGAAAAAGUGUUCUCUAUUUAAAAACCUUACUCGAGUUAUUUAAACUUAAAUAGAUGUUUGCUCUCUAAUCAAUGUAAUAUUUUUGUGGCAUUUGGUUAUAGUUAUUGCAAUGGACUGAAAUUGAUAUUAUAAUUGAUAAUUUCAAUGAAAUUACAAGUUGAUUGUAACUUGUCUACAACUACCGUACGAUAUAUCUAAUUUUUGUCAUAUCUUUUUAGAAACUCAUUUACUCUUAUCUAUGUUAAGUUCUUAGUUUUAUAGAAUAAUACACUUUAUUAUAUUUUAUUAAUAUUGUAUAUCAGCUGUGAUAACACUCUUAUAUCUGACCAUUACUUUUAACAAUGCCAAACAUAUUCAAACAAUAUUGUCUACAAAAUAGCUCAUACGUCUUCCUAUAAUUAAACAAUUUAAUUUAUGAAUUAUCUUCACUUUUUAUUACAAUAAAGAUGGAAUUCAAUUAUUCAGAAUAUUAUUUUAAAUUUACAAGAUAUUUCUAUACUUUUGUCGUUUUUAACUGCUGAGAGUUAGAAUAUAUAAGAGCAGUCAUUUCAAAAUUUCAAGACAUUUUUCUCUAUUUAUAAAUUACAUUUUUCAAGAAUCAAUUAUCGUUUAAUAAAUAUUUAUCAUGGGCUUAUGAGCUGAUCACAUUGUUUGGCAUGAACAAACUUAGACAUUACGAAUUUAGUCAUUUUAUUAUUGAACUCACUUGUGAAUGUAUCAUCUCUUCGUAUCUACAUCAACUCCAUCUCUUAUCAUUUUUCAUAUUUGUUAAUAAUCUAUUUUUGAUAAAGUUUAAUAUCCUACUAGCUUUUUGAUUGAUUCUCACCCUAGCAUCCUGUCGAAUAACUAGAUUGUACUUAGUUUGAAUGUAUAAUUUAUGCGUGAUUCAUAAAUGUUGAUAAUUAUUAUAAUGUGAACCUGAGUGAGUCAAUAAGACAGCGUUGAUGAUCUUGUACCUCUAUUGUUCUGUAUUAAUUAUAAUGAUAAAUUUGACUGUGAAAUAAUCUGUUCAUAGAUUGUGUAAAAUAAAAAAAUAUUUAUAUCAA